AUGUCAUCUCGACAACGUACAUACCGGUUCCUUACAGCGGCACAAAUACAGCGGCUUUAUAUCACCUUGAUUGCGGAUGCAGUGCCGACCCAACCCGCAAUGUUAGAGUCUGCCGUCAAAUCCCCGAUCAAUGUCAGGCAUUAUACCCAAGAGGCGGACAUCUUUAAGCUUGCCGCAGUUCUGUCCGAGAAGAUAAUGAAGAAUCACGCGUAUGCGGACGGCAACAAGAGAGCUGCACUUGUGGCUGCAGACAUGUUCUUGAAAAUCAACGGGUAUAAGUUGCAAGCGAAAGUAUUGGGCGUCGAUCAUUGCAGCGAAGGCCUAGCUGCCGCACACGUAGCGGUCACAACCGGUCAAUGGGAUUCCGACUCGCUCAGCAGAUAUUACAGACAGGUUGCCACUCCAGUGGGACUGCUGACUCCGGACAUCGUGGCCAUUAGACACCAUGCAGCUGAACACUAG
This is a messenger RNA of Zasmidium cellare ATCC 36951, 462 nucleotides long. RefSeq lists its product as uncharacterized. Gene Ontology annotation, molecular function: kinase activity. The coding region runs from base 1 to 462 and encodes 153 amino acids. The record is from RefSeq and is a predicted model, not a curated record. Lineage: Eukaryota; Fungi; Ascomycota; Dothideomycetes; Mycosphaerellales; Mycosphaerellaceae. The transcript has a single exon.